Molecule: messenger RNA, 3095 nt
Organism: Didymodactylos carnosus
Lineage: Eukaryota; Metazoa; Rotifera; Eurotatoria; Philodinida; Philodinidae
Source: the annotation of a GenBank genome assembly
UAUCUCUUUUGGAAUACUAAGAUUUGUUGUCUCAAUUUAAACGUCAGAGUUUAUUAUCUCUUUUAAAACUGCAUUUUAUUAUCUCUUUUGGGUACGCUCAGUUUAUUGUCUCAUAUGGGGGUAAGCCGUGUGAACAGAUGCGCUUCAUUUACACUUUUCUUUGAGAUUAGAAAAUGCUUUGAACAUUUUAUACCACAAACGAAAGAUAACCGUAUUUUCGUUCAGGCACAUUUUCCAAGAACUCGUUUAGAAAAAAGCUUUGAAAAGUGGAAAAUGUUUUUUAUUCUGAAAUAUGUAAGGACGCGCCAAGCGAUAAAUCAUCUCUAUCACAAUGUUGUUGUUCUAUUGUUUUAUUAGACAGAUUAAAAAAUGUCGACAAUUUAUUAAUAGUAGUGUAGUGUUAGACUUAUAACCUCCACCACCUGUUUUACGAAAAAAAGAAAUCUGUAGAGCGUAAAAAGCUAGUGGAAAAUUUAAUCUUGAAUAAAUGAUAUUAGUUUAUCAAGGUAUUUGUCCUCUUGAUCUAACCCUGUUUUUUACAGUUGUACUUUGUCUUUCUACAUUCAGAUGCUGAAUAAAUGGAGCGUGAUUGUGCAUUUGUAAAUAUAUUUGCAUUGAUCUCAAUCGCGUAUAUUUUCAAAUAGUUCUGAAAUAACUGUUUGUGCAUCUCUAUCACAAUGUUUCUGUCAAGUUUAUUGCAUUAUAAAUACUCACUUUUUCCUUAUCAAACAUAACUACGAAAUUUUUCUGAAAUAUUUCUCUUACAAGUAAACAAUUGACAAAAAGAAGACUCUGACUGAUGCUUGAAGAUUCCCGACGCUCACCGUUAAUAGUAGAGAGAUAUUAAAAAAUCUCUGUGUAGACUAAUUAAGGGAAUUAGGCCAGACUCGUUAUAUUAUCUGUUUUAUUAGUUCUAUAAGCACGUCUCGGUUGAUUAAAAUCAACAUCAAACAACGGAUUACAGUUCAACCAUCAACAUCUAAUAUUAGGUGACAGCAGUAUAUUUCCACUUACUGCAGGGGCGCCCAAAACAAAUAAGGUCACACUAAAUUUAAAGCUCCAAAACGAUAUUUAGCUGAUGAGUUGUGUAACAAAUGUAACUUAUUUUUCGAAGAUGGAUGAUGGAGAUAAAAAAAACGCACCUACAUGCAUUAAAAAAAAUGAUGUCUAGUCACAAUUCUUAUAUUCAAGAUAGAAAUCGCGUUCGUACACAUUUUUCAUCUUGAGUAAAAAGAAAUGUCUGAACCCGUUUGUUUUCUCAACGCGUUUCAAUGCGUCCGUUUCAGAUGGAGCAACAAUCUCACUCUAUGAUAAAAACUUUUGAAAAAAAUUAGUAUACUGAAGAACUUCUCCUUAUCGCAUUUAAACAGUUCGAAAAUCAGUACAAGAAAUAAAUAAAAAUCUUCUCUUCUUUCUAGUGUCAAAAGACCUACGAAAUGAGACGUUGCACAGUUCUCUGUCACCGAGAAUGAAUGCAUUAGAUACGGUUGUAAAACAGAAGUCGUAAUAGCAGUUGAAAAAAAAGGACAUUUUUUUUAUAUAUCACCAAAACAAAAAAAGUAAAGUUGAUUUUAAGUUGCUGAAAAGUACUUUUUCGUAUCCAACACAUUCGAUAACUUGAUGAUUUUCUAUUUUUGGCAAGAACUACUUUCAAAAGUUUAGGAAAAAUUUUGAAAUACAAUGAAGCAAAACAAUUUUCCAUGGGAAAAUAAUAUUAGUUUCAAAAUUUUUUCUAAACUUUUGGAAGUAGUCCUUACCAAAAAUAGAAAAUCUUCUGGAUUAUUGAGUGUGCUGAACACGAAAAAACACUCUUUAGAAACUCAAAAGCAACUUUAUUUUUUUUCCGAUGAUAUGAAAAAAAAAAAAUAUUUUAAACAAUGCAGAAGUUUAAGAAUUUUUAAUAUUUUUCUAAGUUUCUCAAAUUUUGUAUUAUCUAUGAUCUAUUGUACAUCUACGAGAAAGAACUUUAUAUUAUUUAAGUUUUAGUAUGUCAGAAUCAGAUAAUUUACUUUUUAUUUUUAAUUUUGUAUUUUUUAGUUCAAUUAGAUAAUGUCACUCAAUUUAUAUUUGAUUUAAAUGUCAUUAAACGUUCUGAAAGUGUGAUAAAUGCAGAAUUACAUUUAUUCAAACGUCGUACAAAAUAUGACAUUCGCUAUGAUAUUAGUGAAAUUUAUUCAAUUUCUCAUCAAUCAUCUAUUUCGGCAAAAAUUCUACUCGACAAUAUUGUUAGUGGUUGGCAAAAUUUUCCCAUUACAGAUGUUCUCCUACGUACAAUAGAAUAUUCUAAAAAUAAUUCUUAUUUUGGUUUGACAGUAAAACCGUUGAUCAUUAGAAAAGAUGAACAAUUAAAAAAUAUACCAUUUUUACAAAAAUUUAGUAUCUAUACACCAUUUAUAAUUGUCUAUUCCAAUGAUUCAAAAUCAGAAUCAAUAUUUGAAGAAUUUAUACCAUCAAAUUUGGAGAAAUCAGCAUCCAUCUACAAAGAUUUUGAAGAAGAUGUACAAAAUAGAAAUAAUCGAGAACAAAAACAACAGAAAAAUAUUGUACAAGAAACAUCCGUAUUUGACUUUUCUGAUACCGAUAUUUUACAAUUGUCUCGAAAAAAACGUUCUGGACGAAAAUUAUUUAAUUCGUUAAGAAAUCGUUAUCAACAUUAUUCAACAAAUACAACUCAAAAAUCUACAACAACAAUAGUAGAUAAUAAUUUAUUAUUAGAUUUUGAUUUAAAAAAUGAUUCAAACACGUAUGAAUCAUCAUUCUUACAUCAAGAUCAAAAAUGUUCUGUAAAACCAUUUGUUUUUGACUUUUCUGAUAUUGGAUGGUCUGAUUGGAUUUUUGAACCAAAACAAUAUUUGGCUAAUAUCUGUUCAGGAUCAUGUGAAUUUCAACAUAUUAGAUCAAGUAAAUCAACAAAUCAUGCUCUAUUACAAAGUAUGAUACGUCGAUUGAACGUUCGUAGUGAUACUGAAUUACCAGCAAUCUGUUGUGCUCCAGAAAAAUAUUUAUCAUUGCCAAUAUUUUAUAAAAGUUCAGAGCAAAAUUUUCUUAUUCGAUUAUUACCAAAUAUGAUUAUUGAUUCGUGUCAUUGUAGAUAA